Colletotrichum siamense is the source of this 603-nucleotide messenger RNA. RefSeq lists its product as uncharacterized. NCBI's taxonomy places the organism in Eukaryota, Fungi, Ascomycota, Sordariomycetes, Glomerellales, Glomerellaceae. The transcript has 3 exons. The record is from RefSeq and is a predicted model, not a curated record. The coding region runs from base 1 to 603 and encodes 200 amino acids.
AUGUACAUCACUUCCUUUCCUUCUAGCUCUCUGAGUCUCCUAGGCCUUUUCAUCGCCUCGUUUAUCGAUGCCCAGAAAACUGUCACUCCCGACGCAUGUGCCAUCGCGAGGUCCGUCGACAGCUCUUGCACCGCAAGAUUCAGCAUUGACCGAGCUAAAACCGGGCUUGAUACGACCUGGACAACGCCCCCGGUGAUAACUUAUGACGGAGUGGAUGUCGUCAGAUGUUUCUGUUGUCUGGAAGAGGCGCCUCUGACGCCCGUCUGGUCCUCAUGUGCAGCGCAAAUCGAGACCGCAAGCCCAGAGAAAGACCAGUUCCUCGAAAAUCUCGAAGAUUGUCUAGGGUUCGAGGAGUGCCGCGUAGAGACUGCGACUCCGCCAGCCUGUCAGAGCAUGAGCGACUGGGUCAUGGGGUGCUCUUCGCAUGUCAAGCCGGAGACCAUGUCAUCAAGUGAGAGAUUCUCGCGCAUGGAAGAAUGCCUUUGCCCCACGUCUGCUCCAGGUGCCUUCAAUAACGCACACGAAGCUUGCGGCAACUGGGCUUGGAUUCACAACCCUGAAUAUGGUUCCUGUAAGACUCCUCAGUCUCAGAGUCCCGGUUAA